AUGUCGUGUGGAAAAGUUGGCAUCUUGGUAUCAAUGACGCUCCUUCUUAGUGGUAGCUUGAGCUUGUCUCCAUCCUGCAACCGACGCCAUGGGCUUUGCACUGCUCCCUGGAAGAAAUGGGGUGGAUCUUGCUACUUCAUCACCCAAAAGCCUCUGACGUACGACGAAGCCCGUGAAGCCUGCCGUAGACUGGGAGCCAAGAUGGCAGCGCCGCACUCUGACCAGGAAAACGACUUCCUGGCAAGCCUGGCCCAAGGCAGUGUGAUUUGGGUGGCUUGCACCGAUCGCAGGCAGGAGGGCGAGUGGGAGUGUGAGGGGUCUCAAGACGGUCAAGGAAUCUACACCAACUGGAAAGGUGAGCAGCCCGAUAAUUUCGGCGAAAAUGAGCACUGUGCAUUCAUGUGGUCACCAGACAAGAAGUGGAAUGACUAUCGGUGUAAUGGCGAGCAGCUGGCCGUUUGCAAACAGGAACCACGUACCCAUUGCUUCACUACUAACAGCGAAGGACGUCUUGAAGAUGAUUCUUGUCUCUAG
This is a messenger RNA of Patiria miniata (bat star), 534 nucleotides long. Its product is annotated as perlucin-like protein. Lineage: Eukaryota; Metazoa; Echinodermata; Asteroidea; Valvatida; Asterinidae. The coding region runs from base 1 to 534 and encodes 177 amino acids. The record is from RefSeq and is a predicted model, not a curated record. The transcript has a single exon.